This is a messenger RNA of Nasonia vitripennis (jewel wasp), 516 nucleotides long. Its product is annotated as histone H2A-like. Lineage: Eukaryota; Metazoa; Arthropoda; Insecta; Hymenoptera; Pteromalidae. The coding region runs from base 83 to 460 and encodes 125 amino acids. Gene Ontology annotation, molecular function: DNA binding; protein heterodimerization activity; structural constituent of chromatin. The record is from RefSeq and is a predicted model, not a curated record. The transcript has a single exon. Gene Ontology annotation, cellular component: nucleosome.
CUCUUCCAGAGCAUCAGUCCUCUUGGUUUCGUUCGCGAAGCCAGUUCUACACUACUUAGUACACGCAACUACUCAUAGCAUCAUGUCCGGACGCGGCAAAGGCGGUGGCAAGGUCAAGGGAAAGUCAAAGACCCGCUCCAACAGGGCCGGACUCCAGUUCCCCGUCGGUCGUAUCCAUCGGCUGCUGAGGAAGGGUAACUACGCCGAGCGCGUGGGAGCCGGUGCUCCGGUCUACCUGGCCGCUGUCAUGGAGUACUUGGCCGCUGAGGUGCUCGAGUUGGCAGGCAACGCCGCUCGCGACAACAAGAAGACGAGAAUCAUCCCCCGUCACCUCCAGCUGGCCAUCCGCAACGACGAGGAGCUGAACAAACUGCUCUCCGGAGUCACGAUCGCCCAGGGUGGUGUGCUGCCUAACAUCCAGGCCGUACUUCUGCCCAAAAAGACCGAGAAGAGCUCUUAAACUCGACAUGACCCUAUCGAUCAUUGACUAAACACAAUCGGCCCUUUUCAGGGCCA